GAGCUGGAGGGAGGCGGUGGAGUUGGAAGACGGUGUUUGUCUUGUGCAUGGCCUUGGAGCCGGUCAUAACUCUGAGAAUGGGUCCAGAGAGGAUCUGUCCAAAUGAGCAUGAAGAGGUGGGGCUACAAGAGACAUCUGAUGGAACUCCUGAUCCUGCUGGAGAAUGGAGUAGUGAGGAACCGGAGGAGGAGGAAGAAGAAGAAGGCAGUCAUGGCUACUUAUAUCAACCACUGAACCAAGAUCCAGACCAGGGACCAGCAACCAUUGAAGAAACAGAACCCAGCACAGAGCCAGUCCUUGACAUCCGUGAGCGACUUCAGGCAAUGAGACUGCACCUGCCUGAUCCACCUGUGGACAGUGAUGAGGAAGAAGGAUCCCCACCCCAGAGCAGCCGAAGCUCCAUCCCUAUGGAUCCAGAACAUGUGGAGUUGGUGAAACGGACAAUGGCUGGAGUCAAGCUUCCCACACUGGGAAUACCUUCAUCAGUUGAGAUUAAAUCCAACAAUGACUGA
Messenger RNA from Gekko japonicus, 512 nucleotides. RefSeq names its product male-enhanced antigen 1-like. Lineage: Eukaryota; Metazoa; Chordata; Lepidosauria; Squamata; Gekkonidae. The record is from RefSeq and is a predicted model, not a curated record. The coding region runs from base 48 to 512 and encodes 154 amino acids. The transcript has 2 exons. Gene Ontology annotation, biological process: spermatogenesis.